This is a messenger RNA of Helianthus annuus (common sunflower), 3684 nucleotides long. RefSeq names its product protein LONGIFOLIA 2. The transcript has 4 exons. The record is from RefSeq and is a predicted model, not a curated record. The coding region runs from base 610 to 3498 and encodes 962 amino acids. Gene Ontology annotation, biological process: regulation of monopolar cell growth. Lineage: Eukaryota; Viridiplantae; Streptophyta; Magnoliopsida; Asterales; Asteraceae.
UUUUUGACUUAUUGAAGGUUGAAGCUCUCUGACACUUCACAUGUUCAUACAGACAACACCAGACCCACAACCAAACAAUCAUCCCUACCCCUCACAUGGAAGUUUGAACAUUGCUCAUUGCUCAUUUCAAUUCUCUCAUUAUUUAUUAUUAUUUUUUUUAUUUAUUUUCAAUUCCAUAACUAACCUAUCCUUUUACAUUGCUCUGUCCAUAUCACCCUCACCAUUUGUUCCUAUAUGCUUCCUUUCACUUUUCCUCAAAGUUUACAGAUAAAAGGGUAGAAACUCCCAAAACACACAACCGUUUCUCUGGGUUUGUUGCUGUGGCUUUGUUUGCAUUGCAUUACCAAAGUUUCCAUCUUUAUUGGAGGAAAUUGAUUGGAUUUGAAUAAUAUUAAUGGGUCUGUUGAAUCUUUGAGAUUGAGUGAGAGAGAAAUUGGGAUUAGGGUUUGAAAGUUGAAGUCCUGUAUUGCCUGCCAAGUGUUUGUGUUUUUGUCUGAGAGAAAAAAAGUUGACUUUUUUUCAACUUUUUUGGUUUGCAUUGAUUGAUUUGAGCUCCAGGUUUGUUGGGAUCAUCAUUAUUAUCACACUGCUGGUUGUUGAAGAAUAUUAAUGGCUGCAAAGCUUUUGCAUUCACUAACAGAUGAUAACCCUGAUCUACAAAAGCAAAUUGGAUGCAUGACUGGUGUUUUUCAGCUCUUUGACCGCCAUCAGAUCGUUACCGGAAGGCGGUUUCCGGCCCACAGCCCGAAAAGGCUUCCUCCUGGCAGUCCACAAUUCGACAACCGAACGCCUGAAAGUGAGUCAAGUAACUCACAUCAGAGACAAUAUAUUGUGGAAGCACAUUCAAACAAGAUUGUACAAGACAAGAACAAUAGGGCAUCAACCGAAUCAUCUCGAGACUCUUUCUCGUCAAUGUCUCGUUCGUCGUCCUUCUCAUCUUUGGAUUGCAAUGUUAAUAGAACAAAUCAUCAAGAACCCGAUGCGGUUGUGUUUCCAGACACCCCUUCGAGAGACACUCUAACACGCCAAUCUUGUGGCUCUCGUUUAAGCGUUGACCUUCGAGACGUGGUCAAAGAUUCAAUGUACAGAAACAAACCUACCGCCAAAGAUGAGGUACCUGACCAUGUGAUGAACUAUCGAGAGUCACUCGAUGCUCUUGCUAAAUUUCAAGAGUGCGGUUGGUAUCAUAACGAACCCCGAGAACUUACUAGAUCAAAAUCUUACCAAAUUAGAGACGGGCCGUCGUUUUCGGUACCAAAAGAUUGUCCUCGGUUUUCUUACGAUGGGAGGGAAACAAACCGUUUAUCGUUUCAAUCACGGGAUAUUUCAAAAUCGAUCGGUACAAAGCAGCUUGAAGAGCCACCAAGACUUUCUCUAGACGGAAAAGAAAGUUCAACCCAUAGUUUAAGAAACCCGAAAAGCGAUGAUGUCAUCACUUCUAACCGUGGCACGAUGCAGUCACGGCCACCGAGCGUUGUAGCCAAGUUAAUGGGCUUGGAGGCUUUGCCGGAUUCUGCAUCGGGCAAGCAAAAGGAACCGGUUUUGGGCCCGAUCAGAACUUCGCGAGUCGAGGAUCUAAACUUGUUGUCGAAAUCUUUGAAACCAGUUGAUAUUUUCGGUCCGAUCAAAAUGCAUGGUUCUUCAAGAAGCUCGCCGAGGGAACCGACGUCACCGUUAUGGAGGAACUCUGACAUGAAGCCGAUUUCAAAGUUUCCGAUCGAACCCGCUCCGUGGAAACAACGGGAUGAUGCUAGAAGUCCGCAGAGAUCCGUUUCUCGUGCUAGUAGAUCACCGACAAAAAUACAUAGCUCAUACUCUUCUGUUUACAGUGAAGUCGAUAAACGACUGAAGGAUCUUGAAUUUACGCAAUCUGGAAAGGAUCUUAGAGCUCUUAAACAGAUAUUAGAGGCAAUGCAGUCGAUAGAAGCCCGUAAGGAAGAAACGCAAACUGUAGCGAAACGACAAACCGUUGCUACUCAAAAUGAACGAUUUUCGGACCGUCAAAACGCUAGGGGAUCAGAUAGUUUGCGGGUUUAUGAGUCUCCGAUCGUCAUCAUGAAACCCGCUAAGCUUGUUGAACGAUCUGGUAUUCCCGUUGAAGAUAUUCCGACUGAUGACAGAAAGGUUUUCACAAAUUAUAUUCCGAAAAGUACACGUAGAGAGAAUACGGUCCAUGUUCAUGAAGUCAAAAGUGGAGGAAGACAUACAAGGAAUGCAGUCAACGCACCGGGUUUGACCAAGCAACAACAGUCGGCGAAAGAAACCGCUACAACUUCAGGAAAAAGCGCAGCGUCGGUCAGCCCGAGAUUACAACAGAAGAGGCCUGAGUUAGAGAGGCGGUCACGGCCGCCCACUCCGCCAGCGGAUUCCGGUAAAUUGAGAAAACAGUCAGCCAAACAGAUUUCGGAGUCAAGUUCCCCUGGUGGACGACGAAGGUCAAAGUAUUCGAACAUUCAGCAACAUGAUGGUCAACUUCAUGAGGUCAAUGGCGAGUCAAAGAAGUCGAGUUACAAAACUCAAGUGUCUGAAGGGGUCACCACUCCUGAAUCUUCUAAAGAAAAUGAAAACAGACAGAGUCCUAGCUCAAUACAAGAGAAAUCAACUUUGCUUCGGAGGGAGGAUGAAUCAGUUGACCCGGAAUACCCAAGUCCAGUUUCUGUUCUCGAUGAUGGAGUUUAUAUAGAUGAUUCGCCUUCAUCUGUGAAACAUAUGUUGAAGACGCUCAAAGGUAAAGAUCAGUGGGAAUCACCAGAGCAUGUCAUUUCCGACACACUAUCUUCAGGCGUUGCUUCCGAUAUUAACCGUAAAAAGCUACAAAAUAUUGAAAAUCUGGUUCAGAAACUCACAAGGCUCAACUCGACUCACGAUGAAGCACACACCGAUUACAUUGCAUCUCUCUGUGAAAACACAAAGCCCGAUGACCGGUAUAUAUCCGAGAUCCUAUUAGCUUCCGGGCUCCUACUAAGAGACCUCGGGUCAAACCUCACCACCUUCCAGUUCCACUCUUCGGGCCACCCGAUUAACCCUGAGCUAUUUCUAGUAUUGGAACAAACCAAAUUCAGCAAUACACCCGAAAAGAUCAUAAAAAAGGAAAAAUUCCACAGGAAGCUUAUUUUCGACGCUGUUAAUGAGAUUCUCGCAGGGAAGUUAGCUUUAGCGGUUCCUUUUCAGAAGUCUUUUAAGCUCGUGAAGAAGACGUUGAAUGGACAAAAGCUUUUGAGGGAUUUAUGUUUAGAGAUAGAACAGUUACAAGCGAAAAAGAAUAAGGAAAACAUCAGUUUAGAGGAGGAAGACGACGGGUUGAAAAGUGUUUUAUGGGAGGAAGUAUUGAAUCGCGCAGAAAGCUGGACCGAUUAUGACGGUGAGUUACCGGUUCUUGCAUUGGAGGUUGAAAGAUUAAUUUUUAAAGAUUUGGUUAAUGAAGUUGUUUUGGGUGAGGCUGCUGAUGGUAGGCGGAUUAAGCCCGGAAGACGUUGCAGACAGUUGUUUUCAAAGUAGUGUUUUUUGUUGUUGAAAUUCGGUUUUCUUUUCGGGUUCUGUUUCAGAUACAUUGUUUUUUUUUCUACAUCUUGAUUUCGGGUUUUUGUAUGUAAAAGUUUAAGUGAAGGCGGUAUGACAGCCUUGUAUUGAUUUGGUGGAUAUUAACAUUUACCUACAUGAAUUUAUAGGUUGUUUUUCUGGGCA